AUUAAUUACCCAAAUGUUUUGCACUCCUGUUUUACCGUACCGGAAAGGUAGGCUGUCAAAUAUUCCCCACGACCCAAUCCCGCCGUUAGGUACGAUAAGAUACUCCGCGAAAUUAACUGCACUAGUUUGCACCGAGAAAUUCAUUUUUAUCUCAAAUUGCAUUUUUUUUGGUAACCAGUUAACCACCCCCUUUCUUUCAAAUAAACGAACAUAUUAUUGUCCGCAAUGAAAUCUUGAAACAUAAACUUGAUUGCGUAGAACUUUAGCAACAUCUUCCUGCAAUGAAUUAUGCAAACAUUGUUGAUAUCGCCUUUAAAGAACCUGCAGUACGACAACAGGUAAGAUCAAACCCGUAUUGCUACAAAGGUCGUCUUCGCUUGAAAACAGGCAAUGAAUUACUCAGGGUCAGCAUUGACAUAGAAAAAAGACUCAAUGAGGUUUCUCUGCCGUUUAUAGUUCUCCACGGUGGAGAUGACAAAGUGACCGACAAAAAUGUCAGUGAACAACUCUACAAUGUGGCUUCAAGCACAGACAAGACCUUCAAGCUGUAUCCUGGGAUGUGGCAUGCCCUGCUCCACGGAGAGCCGUCCAGCAACAUUGAGAUUGUGUUUUCAGACAUCAUUGGAUGGCUAGAGGAGAGAGUUUCCCUCGGAAAUUCGAGGCUGGAGAGAGAACAGAAGCAGCAAAACGAUGAUUCAAACUUGAAGAUGAAAGAGAAGGAAGAACAGAAGCAGCAAAACGAUGAUUCGAACUUGAAGAUGAAAGAGAAGGAAGAACAGACCAUAAGUUAAUUAGGCAGUCAGGAAGUUAAGAAAUUGGAAUUUUGUAUUUAAAAUUCGUUUUUAUGUAGGAAUUCAAUUGUUUAUCUAAUAUUUUCCAAACAAUCAACAUAAAAUUCGUAGGAAUCC
This is a messenger RNA of Rubroshorea leprosula, 908 nucleotides long. NCBI's taxonomy places the organism in Eukaryota, Viridiplantae, Streptophyta, Magnoliopsida, Malvales, Dipterocarpaceae. The record is from the annotation of a GenBank genome assembly.